ACAAUUGAUUAGUAGGAUUCAAAAGGUGAAGGAGGUAGAUAAAGUACAAAAACAAGUUUCGGAUGAAUUCAUUUGGAAUUUUUUGGUUUGUGCGGUUAAUAGUUGCAUCCGUUCAACUAAUAACAAGCAACUAUACAUUAAGUUUUUGUAUAGUUGCAAGGAUACAAAGAAUAUAGUUAAAUUGAAUUGGUGCAAAUUUGUUAAGGAGCACUUGAUGGAAACUACUAAAAAAUGGUUAGAUGGAGAAUCUUUCUUUACGGGUCCUUUAAUCUUUCUUAUGGUAUCCUAUUUUGAUCGGGUACAAAGGAAGGGGUUAGAGAUACCACGUCAAGUUCCAUUAAUAUCAUUGUGGAACCAAGAAAGGUUCCAUACAAGAUUGAAGUUUGAGAAAGACCUUGGAUUUGGAAAAGGAAAAGUACUAGAAAGAAUGAAAUUGAAUGUGGGAUCGGAAAAAAGGCAAGAGAAUGACAAAGGCAAAAAGAAAGAGCAACCCUUGACAAUUAGAGAAAAACAAGGGGAGAAGAAAGUAAUAAAAAAGCAAGGGAAAGACAAAGGAAAAGAGAAAGUUGUGGAAAACCAAUCAAUGACAUGUGAUUCUAUCACGUCUCCAAAUGAUAUGAUGGAUUUUUUAAGCAAAUUUGGAGAUUUGGCAAAAAGUCUUGCAUCGAAUGUAAAAGAGAUGUAUAACAUGUUGGAACAAGCAAAGGAUAUCUUUGUUGAGGAAUAAACAACGGGGAAAAUGCAUCAUCUUAUAGACAACAUUUGGUGCAAGUAUACCACAAAGUCAUUGGUAAAUCAAGAAGAAGAAAAGCAACAGACAAAAAGUCCUUCCAUACUUAGUCAAGAUCAACAAUUCUUCGAUGAACCGGCAUUCAUAGAAGAAUUGAAUAUGUUGAUGAACAUUGCAUGGAAGAAAUUUAAUGUUGAAAAGUCACCAAAGUCAUUGGGACAUGAUUUGACAUCAAAUGAAGGAGAAAGAGAAAAGAACAACGAUGAGAGAAAUAUCAAUGAAAAGAUAGAUGAUACUAUCUCUUCACCUAUACUUGAUAAAGAAGAGAAGCAAGACCAAGGACAAGAGGAUAAUCAAAAAGAAAGACAAGAGGCAAAGGAAGGAGAAAGCCAAAAGGAGAUGGAAGGAGAAAGAGAAGAGGAGCAAGAAGGAGAUUUGGCUAAAGGUUAUGAUCUAAAGUAUUUCUAUUAUAUUCUAAACUAAAGUUUUCUAUUAUGCUAUAUUAUAUUUUCCCCUUAUGUUCUAAAGUUUUCCCUUAUGUUCUAAAGUAUUUUAAAAAGGAAAAGUACUAAAAAAAAUGAAAUAGAAUAUUUGUAUAUGCUUAUGCUCUAAAGUUUACGCUAUAUGUUCUAAAGUUUAAGCUAUAUGUUCUAAAGUUUGCACUUU
Molecule: messenger RNA, 1396 nt
Organism: Chenopodium quinoa (quinoa)
Lineage: Eukaryota; Viridiplantae; Streptophyta; Magnoliopsida; Caryophyllales; Amaranthaceae
Product: rho GTPase-activating protein gacV-like
Exons: 7
Coding region: 740-1213 (157 amino acids)
Source: RefSeq, a predicted model, not a curated record